Colletotrichum orchidophilum is the source of this 1161-nucleotide messenger RNA. RefSeq names its product lysine acetyltransferase. The record is from RefSeq and is a predicted model, not a curated record. NCBI's taxonomy places the organism in Eukaryota, Fungi, Ascomycota, Sordariomycetes, Glomerellales, Glomerellaceae. The transcript has a single exon. Bases 1 to 1161 code for a protein of 386 amino acids.
AUGGGCUCAACGCACGAAACAGACCUCGUCCUCACCCAGCCCACCCCGGCCGAGCGCAUAAAGACCUACACCUCAACCUACGCAAACUGGGGCGCCGCCCUCGAGCUGGACGAGUACAUUCGCCGCGAGGCCUACAUGACCACCGUCCCCGUCUCCCGCAACGGCGGUAUCACCCAGUGGAUCCUCACCGACCCGACCUGCCCGCCCGACGCCCGCCCCAUCCUCUCGUCCUGCGAGAGCAUCCGCAAAAACGUCCUCGUCGCAAAACCCGACGGCACCGUCGUCGACGCCAUCACCCACGCCGUCGGCUCCGUCUUCACCGACCCGGCGCACCGCGGGAACGGGUACGCUUCCAUCAUGAUGAACAUGGUCGGCCCGCAGCUGGCGCGGUGGCAGGGCGCCGAGAUGAAGCGCGGGGAGACGUGGGGGGAUAUUCGGGACGGCGAGGUCGCGUGCUCCGUGCUGUACUCGGAUAUCGGCAAAAAGUUUUACGCAAAGCACGGCUGGAAUCCCUACGAGAGCACCCACCUCGAGUUUCCGCCGCAGGCAGCAGCGGCAGGAGUGCCCGAGGGAGGAGAAUCGUCAUCGCCGCGCGAGGCCGCGCCGCUGGGUUACCACGAGCUAGCGGAGCUCUGCGCCGUCGACGAGCGCCUCAUCCGCGCAAACCUGGCCAAGAAAAGCAACAAGACGCGGGUCUCGCUAAUCCCGGACCUCGACGCCAUGCUCUGGCACCUCAUGCGCGAGGACUACAUGACCAAGCACAUUUUUGGCGAGACGCCGACGGUGCGGGGCGGCGUGGUGGGCGAGCACGGGUCGAGGGUGUGGGCUGUGUGGACGAGGGGGUACUACGGCGGGCUGAAGAAGCCCGAGGGGAACACGAUGCACAUCCUGCGGCUGGCCAUCGAGGACGAGACGAGCGGCGACGAGUAUGUUCAGGAGGCUAUCGAGGCGCUGCUUAGGUUGGUGAGGGCGCAGGCGGCCGAGUGGAAGGUGAAUAACGUCGAGAUGUGGAAUCCUGAGCCCAGGAUAAGGGGCCUUAUUGAGAAGGCGGGUAUUCCGCACGAGUUUGUGGAGAGGGAGAAUGAUAGCAUUGCCAGCCUCAUGUGGUAUGGCCAGGGAGAGGUUGAGUGGGUGCUCAAUGAGAAGUUUGGCUGGUGCUGA